Molecule: messenger RNA, 1084 nt
Organism: Eurytemora carolleeae
Lineage: Eukaryota; Metazoa; Arthropoda; Copepoda; Calanoida; Temoridae
Product: N-acetylgalactosaminyltransferase 7
Exons: 9
Coding region: 134-694 (186 amino acids)
Cellular component (GO): Golgi apparatus
Source: RefSeq, a predicted model, not a curated record
AUUUGUCCCUUAUGAUUUCGGGGAAGGAGUUGGGGCAGAACACAGUGAAAAUAUCGUUGCUGCGAAUCUCAGACGGGUUGUAGAAACAUGGUUUGAUGAAGAACACAAAGAAUAUUUCUAUACAAGACAACCUAUGGCCAAAUAUUUAGACUAUGGUAAUAUAGAAGAUCAACUUAAACUAAGACGAACUUGCAAACCCUUCUCCUGGUUCAUGAAGGAAGUGGCUAGUUCCGUUUACACAGCUUAUCCUAAGCCUUCUCCAAACCUUGAAUGGGGUUCAAUACAACUGGAGAAUGAUAAUCAUAUUUACUGGAGACCCAAGUGUAGGGAUCCUCCGUGUACCAUUCAAUCAGUUCUUUCUCAAUCAGACCCAGUUUUUAGACUUAGCAAGGAUGGGAGGCUAGGCCUAGGUGAACGAUGCCUUGUCCUCGAGGUUCUAGAGAAUGGAAAACCUGGUCUUCAAAUAGGCUUCUGUGAGAAAGGUCAAGAGGAGAAAUGGAGUUAUGACCCUGAACUGAAAUCCAUGAUGCUAACAAUGAAACCGGAGAAGGAGGAGGAGGAGGAGGAUCAGAAUGAGUCUGAAAAUAAAGAUCUCAAGGCUUGUGUUGAGUAUAGUGGACUCAAUCAGAACCUGGAGAUAAAGAAGUGUGACGGGAACCCAAACCAAAGAUGGGUUUGGAAACGGAGAAUAUAAUUUUAAUCUCAUUAAGAUUUUUUUGACAAAACGAACAAAUAACAAUUUAAAUAAGUUUUAAAGAUUUUUACGUAUUAAUAGAAUCAUCUGUUCCAUAAUUGGUACCUCCCACAAUACCCAAAGUACCUGAACAAUCCCUUCAGAGAAUCAUUUUUAGAAACUUUCCUCUCCAAUUCCAAAAUCCAAAGGUUACUCUUAGUCUUAUAAAAAUGUACUUCUCUUUAAAAUUAUAUUUUAAUUUUCUGCAUGCUAUUCAAUUGUAUAUUUUUUGCAUGCUAUUCAAUUGUAUAUUUUUUGCAUGCUAUUCAAUUGUAUAUUUUUGUAUUAUUUAAAGAGUUUGCUAUAAAACUCUUCCGUUCAAUCAUCAAUAAAGAGAGUUAACCAAAUACA